This is a messenger RNA of Mycena indigotica, 1914 nucleotides long. Its product is annotated as Protein MEI2-like 2. The transcript has 8 exons. Lineage: Eukaryota; Fungi; Basidiomycota; Agaricomycetes; Agaricales; Mycenaceae. Gene Ontology annotation, molecular function: RNA binding. The coding region runs from base 1 to 1914 and encodes 637 amino acids. The record is from RefSeq and is a predicted model, not a curated record.
AUGAAUCGUCAUCAUCCCUACGGCGGUGGAGUCAACUACGACCGUCGACCAGGACCAUCAUCAGGUCCUGGUCCUGACCGUCCUCAGCGUUUCGCUGGCGGUGGUGGCCAAAACAAUCGAGGACGAGGUUUUGGUGGCCGUGGAAGAGGUGGUGGUGGUCAAUCCGGAUUCGGCAACAACAACAAUAACAAUAUGAGCAAUUAUGAUCAAGGCCCGCCUCCCCCCGACAUCGCUCCGUACUAUAAUUAUGAUGCGCCCCCGCAAGAUCCGUACUAUCAAAACUAUGGCCAAUACCCGAUGCAGCAGCAGCAGCAGCAGCCUCCCAAUUAUGACAAUCAGGGUUUCAAUGGCGGCUAUGAAGGCUCUAACUACGAUGACGGUGGUGACAACCGCGGCCGACGUCCGAUACGGAAAGACAGAGACGAUAAGGUGCACGACUCAAUCAUUGAGGAACGUAUUCAACGAGAAAGGCCCUGUCGCACGUUGUUCAUUCGUAAUAUCAAGUAUGAGACCAACAGUGCAGAUGUCCGGCGUCAAUUUGAGGAGCAUGGCGAGAUUAAGACCUUCUUCGAUCUGAUUUCGACUCGUGGGAUGGUCUUUGUGACUUAUUUCGAUUUGCGAGCAGCGGAACGUGCCCGAGAUCGUCUUCAAGGUUCUGAGAUUAGUGGCCGCCCGAUUGAUGUCCAUUACUCUCUUCCCCGCGAUGAUACAAAAGGUGUCGACAGGGACAAAAAUCAACAGCUGCAAGGCUGUUUGCAAGUUACGUUGCGUGCCUCGCCAUCGGGACAGCCGAUAGACGAGAACGAGCUGCGACACAAGUUCCAGCAAUUUGGGGAUGUGAAGUCGAUUAUGCCGGUUGGGGACCGCAUUGACUCACGGUAUGUCGAAUACUACGAUAUGCGAGCCUGCGACCAAGCUUUUGAACGACUGCGGAAUGUCGGUCUUCAAGACGGGGCUAUGGACAUUGCUUUUGCCUGGGAGGAGAAGGAGUCCAACGCAAAUGGUUCCGGCGGAAAUAAUAAUAAUAACCGCAAUGACGGCGGCUUCCAAGGCGGACGGGGUGGCCGAGGUGGGAAUCAAAAUCGGAACAAUCGAGGCGGUGGUGGGGGUGGGGGUGGUGGCCGUGGACCACCAGGGAGAGGAAGGGGCGGGGGCCAUGAUGACGACUUUGGUCGGGAUCGUCGUGGCGGUGGUGGAGGGAGAUUUGAUGAUGACUAUGGUGGUGGCCGGCCCGGUCGGGGCGGGUUCAAUCAAGGUGGCCGAUAUGAUGGGCCACGAUUCGAUGGACCGAGAGGCGGGUUUGACCGUGGAUAUGGUGGUGUGCCACAGGGUGGUCCACCUCCAAUGAGUCCGCCAAUGGGUGGCCCUCCGCCAAUGCGAGGCCCUCCUCCAAUGACUGGUCCCCCGCCUAUGAAUGGCCCUCCGCCAACGAUGAAUGCCCCAGGCAUGGUGCCUAUGCCUUAUGCAGCGCCUGCUCCCAUGAUGCCUCCCGCUCAAGACGACCGAAAUGACCAAGCUCGAAAGGUACAAGCGCUACUCGCUGCGCUUAAACCAGCAGAUAGCUCAGCCGGUGCAGCUGCUGCUCCAAUUACUGGCGCACCAUAUUACAAUCAACCACCGCCACCAAAUCCGACGCCUUAUGGAGGCCAACCUCCGUAUGGUGUUGGUGCCCAAGCCCAACCCCCACCACCAGCAGCCGCUAAUCCCGUAGGGCUUCCUCCUCACGUGUUGGCGCUCUUGCAACAAGCGACCGCCGCUCAGCAACAACAGCAAGCCCCGCUGCCAAAUGCUUAUCCAAUGCCUCCAUCACAACCUGCUGCUGCUCCAGCGGGUGGGAUGCCACCAGCAGGACAGCAGAGCUAUCAACAACUAUUAUAUCAACUGCGCCAGGCAGCAAAGCCACAGCCGCAAUGA